Messenger RNA from Megachile rotundata (alfalfa leafcutting bee), 12350 nucleotides. RefSeq names its product terribly reduced optic lobes (gene trol). Gene Ontology annotation, molecular function: protein binding; calcium ion binding; axon guidance receptor activity. NCBI's taxonomy places the organism in Eukaryota, Metazoa, Arthropoda, Insecta, Hymenoptera, Megachilidae. The record is from RefSeq and is a predicted model, not a curated record. Gene Ontology annotation, cellular component: plasma membrane; axon; neuronal cell body. Gene Ontology annotation, biological process: synapse organization; homophilic cell-cell adhesion.
GUCCUCUGGCCGGUUCGCGGACGCGUUCGAGUCCAGAGUGCCCUUGGAAGGGACUGGUCGCGUGUUCUCCUUCCCCGUCAUGCGUUGACGAUUUCUUCAGGCUGCACGUACAAACUGAGGAACAGAGGUGGACGAACAGUGGGUGUUACUUAGGUGAGAUACACGCUGAAGAGGACCGGGAUCGUUGCGAGCAACAUGAGGGACCCGGUGUCGCCGAGGAGGUGCUUGCUUCUGCUCUUGAUCGUGGCGGCUGCCCUCGUGGAUGCUUCCCAGAAUGACGACUUGGUGUUCGACCAGGAUGGCAAGCAGUCGUUCAACGAAGCUCCGCUGAUAGAGACACAUCAGCGAGAGUCGAUGCUUCAUCGGAUAAAGAGAGGAUUCUUCGACUUGUUUACCACAGGCACUUCGACAGCGGCGCCAACCACCGAGGCAACAGCAGAUCAAGAGGAAGACAACGCCGAAGACGAGCUCGAGAAUUUGCCCCCAGCAGAUCCUGACGACGAUGGAGACGCCCAAGCUUCCAACGAAAAAGAACCAGCUAACUUGGAGAAGCUCGCCCUGCAGAACGGAGACGAAUACGACGAGGCUGCAGAGGAAAACGAGAUCGGUAACGCGGCCGAGGGUCGAAGAGACCCGGUCGACUUUGAGAAUACGGACGACGAAGAUCUGGCUGGGUCUGGUGAAGCGGAAGGCAGCGCAUUUGUUAACCUUUAUCCUCCUACGUUCCCACGAAAAAUAAAAUACUACAGGAUCACACUGACUGUCGCUGAACCCUACAGACGCGAGUAUGCGGACAGAAAUAGCCGGGAGUACAGGGAGCUUAGCGGCAACCUAACGCAACCCCUCGAAGAACUGUACACACGACAUAUUCCCAACGAGAACCACCAUGCGAAUGUCGUGAAAAUAUCGCCAACGACCGACAGCUUCACGUCACAAGUUACUUUAGACAUUGGCUCGACGUUCACGGAUGAGUUGGAGGUGAAGAACAUCCUCGAGCAACAGCUGCAGAUCCACUCGUUGGGCAACAUCCAACUUCGUCCGGAGGGAUUCUCGUUCAGAGUGUUCCAAGCUGAAAGAGACGUAGAUGAGCUGGAAUGUGACCCAUCGACAGAGUUAAGGUGUAGAGACGCAAAUGCAUGCGUACCAUUAGACUCCAGGUGCGACGGCAUUGCCCAGUGCGAGGACGGUUCCGAUGAACUGGACUGUCCUAAGACUACACUGCCCACCCACUCUGUAGUCUCGGCCGGCGCGAGCCAUGUGUCGUUCAGAGGGAACCAAGAACCUGAGGAGUCGCAGACUGUCCGAGAACCAGAAGAAGAGGAAGAUUUCGAUGAGACUACUUUGAGACCCGCCGCGGACAGGUGUCGUGCCGACGACACGGUACGCUGUUCCGACGGAAGUCGUUACAUUUGCUCUGUACAGAAAUGUGACGGCGUGCCGGAUUGCGACGACGGUAGUGACGAAAUUGGCUGCCCCCAUCCAGGAUGCAGCGCUGGGGAGUUCGCCUGUGACGUGUCCAGGUGUAUCUUGGAAUCGCAUCGAUGCAACUUCAUCAACGAAUGCGACGAUGGAAGCGACGAGCACGACUGCAACUUCCCCGCUUGCACCUCCACGCAAUUCAAAUGCAGAAAUGGCCAAUGUAUCGACAGUAGUGAACAUUGCGAUGGUGUCAAGAAUUGCUAUGACCAUAGCGACGAAGUUAACUGCCUUUGCAGAGAAGACCAGUUAGAAUGCACACCUGGGUUUUGCGUGGAUAAAGACAGACACUGCGAUGGGAUCAUGGAUUGUACCAACGGGAAGGAUGAGGAAAAUUGUCCGAACAAGACACGAUGCCGACAGGACGAAUUCAUGUGUUCUGACGGAAGUUGCGUUAGCCUCGCUGCGAGAUGCGAUGGACGGUCAGAUUGUCGGGAUCGGUCGGACGAAUACAAUUGCAGCGUGACUACCUGCAGUGGAGAUCAGUUCCGAUGUCUGGACGGGACCUGCAUCAGCAUCGACAAAAGGUGCAAUCAAAACAUCGACUGUCGCAACGGAGAAGAUGAGAGCCAGUGCGGUUGCGGAGAAGCCAAGUUUCGCUGCACGGACGGCCAGUGCAUCGGUUACGAGUUGCAGUGCAACGGGGUGGAGGAGUGCUCUGAUGGCUCUGACGAGAGGGACUGCGAUUUGGCCCCGUGCCCUUCUAUGGACUUCACCUGCAGCGACGGUUCUUGCAUAUCGAAGAGCUCGGUUUGUGACGGAGUCGACAACUGCCCGCGGGCAGAAGACGAGCUUCACUGUGAACGGGAAUGCACACCCACCCAGUUCAAAUGCAUCACCGGGAACAAGUGCAUCGAGGAUGUCUACCGGUGCGACGGCCAUCCGGAUUGCCCGGAUCAGAGCGACGAAGAUUGCGCUAACGAAACCUUUACACACAUCACUCAGUCUAACAACUCGCACUGGGCAGGCUGGGCAACCGAGAGCCCGAGGGAAUGCGAUCCAAGCAGGGAAAUGCGUUGCGACGACGGCAAGUGUGUUCUGCUUCGCCGUAAAUGCGACAAUAUCUUCGACUGUCUCGACGGCAGUGAUGAACGUGACUGCGGUGUCUGCACGCCUGCCGAAUGGAAAUGUGCCAGUGGCGAGUGCAUACCGGAAACCGAAAGAUGCGACAAUGUAGUCCACUGUGCUGAUGGAUCUGACGAGACUGGAUGUGAAUUUGAAUGUCCGGCUGGAAUGUUUCGAUGCAACGAUGGAUUGUGCCUGGACAGUAAGAGACGUUGCGAUGGUCGACCGCAGUGUUCGGACGGCUCGGACGAGAUCAACUGCCAGUGCCCCGAUGGACAGCUGCCCUGCGAUAACGGAGUGUGCAUCAACAAGAACUUCUUCUGCGACCGCAAUGUCGACUGCCACGACGGCAGCGACGAACGCGACUGCCACGAUACCGACGAGACCACCGAACCCGCCGAGCCGAUCAGAUGUCGCCAAGAUGAAUUCGCCUGCCGCGAUGGAAGCUGCAUACCGCAAUCCGCAGUCUGUGACGGACGAAACGACUGUGUCUACGAAGAAGACGAGUCAAAUUGUCCACGAGGAUGCAGCAAGGAUCAGUUCCAAUGUGCGAAUGGAGAUUGCAUCAGGGCUGAUCAGAAGUGCAAUGGUUACAUAGAAUGUGCAGAUGGAUCUGAUGAACCCGCAGAAUGUGAAGGACCUGGUUCCCAUCCCAUGCCAGGACGUUGUCCAGCUGGCUACAUCAUGUGUGUUUCUGACAAGGACUGCGUUCCUCAGUCGUCAAUCUGCAAUGGAAUUCCAGAAUGUAGAGAUGGAUCAGACGAAGAAAACUGCUAUACACCUAAAGAUCCAACCCAUCUGGAUCUGAAGACGUAUCCUAGUGAACAAGUGAUCAAAGAAAACCCGGCGAAGCAAGGUCGAGAAGUCGUCUUUCAAUGCCGUGACGAAGGCCCUCUUCGAGCCAGAGUACGUUGGCUUCGUGGUAACAAUCUUCCUCUUCCACCUGGUAGUCGUGACCUCAAUGGACGUCUUGAAAUUCCGAACAUUCAGUUAGAACAUUCGGGUCUAUAUAUCUGUGAGGCCGUUGGUUAUCCUCCAUCCACUCCGGGCCAACAAGUGAAUGUCUAUUUAACCGUAGAAAAACUUGAGCAACCAGCAACAAACAGACCUCAUGCGUGCUCGUAUGACGAAGCCACCUGUAGCAACGGAGACUGUAUACCCAAAUCAUGGGUGUGCAAUGGCAGACUAGACUGUACUGAUGGAUCUGAUGAGAUGCGUUGCAGUCCACAUGGUUGUGAACCUAACGAAUUCCGUUGCAACAACACACAGUGUGUGAGCAAACUAUGGAGGUGCGAUGGUGACAAAGAUUGUGCUGAUGGCACCGACGAAGAGAACUGUACUCCAAGUAGACCAGGCUCUCCAUGCCGUGUCACCGAGUAUGCUUGUGCUAGCAAUGAUCAGUGUAUUCCUAAAAGUUAUCAUUGUGAUAGGGAGAAGGACUGUUUGGAUGGAAGCGAUGAAAUAGGAUGCUCUCCAGUUUACAUAACGAAGCCACCACCACCGAUGAUCACUCUAGACUUAGGACAAACUUUGGUGAUCGUAUGUACAGCCAUAGGUGUACCCACUCCUGAAAUCAACUGGCGUUUAAAUUGGGGCCACGUGCCACCAAAAUGCACCAUGACAUCCAUAAACGGAACCGGAACUCUAACUUGUCCCGACAUUCAGCCUGAAGAUCAAGGCGCAUAUUCUUGCGAGGGAAUAAACAGCGAUGGUUUCGUGUUCGCGGUGCCUGACGCUAUCGUGAUAGUGAACAAACCAGACGACAUUUGCCCCAAGGGCAUGUUCAACUCCGAGGCGAGAACCGUAGAGGAAUGUAUCUCCUGUUUCUGCUUCGGCGUCGCGACCGAAUGUCACAGUGCGAAUCUUUUCACGUAUCAAAUUCCACCGCCAUUUGACCGUCACAAAAUUGUGGCUGUAAAGACAGAACCAACUACUCAGGUUCAAUUCGAUAUUAGUAAUCAGCUCAGAAGUGUGAAGCCAUUAGGCAGGGACGGCAUACAGUUGUACGAACCGACUCUGUUCUACAACAACUUGCCUAGCGAGAGAGAUAUUCCUUACUUUGCGCUGCCUGAAAACUAUCAUGGAAGUCAGUUAAAAUCCUAUGGCGGUUACCUGAAGUACAGAGUGCGUUAUAAUGGUACCGGCGUGCCAAAUUCUGCGCCGUCGGUCAUCUUAACCGGAAACGGAUAUACGUUGGUGCACAGAGGGAAACAGUUGAUACCCAACUAUGACAAUGAAGAGUCUAUUAGGUUCUUCCAAGGUGAAUGGUUCAAGAAACAGGAUUGGUCAGAGGUACCUGCUACGAGGGAAGACAUCAUGAUGACCUUGGCCAGUGUGGACAACAUCUUGAUCAAAAUAGAGUAUGACAACUCUCCAGACUUAGAUGUCCAGAUCACGCACAUUGUGAUGGACACUGCUGACGCCAGGAACACCGGACUUGGGUCGGCGUCGUUCGUUGAGGAAUGCCAGUGUCCUUCCGGAUACACUGGUCUUUCGUGCGAGGACUGUGCUCCAGGAUACCUGCGACGUAAAACCGGUCCCUGGCUUGGCCAGUGCUACAGAGAUGAACCACCAAAAGAUUGUCCUCCAGGAUACUUUGGAGAUCCAGCGAGGAACAUCCCUUGCCAAGUUUGCCCCUGUCCACUUACCAAUCCAUCUAAUCAAUUUGCACGCACCUGUUACCUUGGAUCCGAUGGCCAACCGACCUGCAACUGUCCACCAGGAUACAUUGGUCGUAGAUGUGAACAGUGUGAUGUUGGAUAUCAAGGAAAUCCUCUUAUCCCUGGAAUGACAUGUAAUGCGACAGAACACUGCGAUCCAGAUGGCAGCAUUAGCUCAGUCGUGGACGCUUCUACCGGAGCAUGUCGGUGCAAGCAAUACGCAACGGGUCUCACUUGCAACCAAUGUAAGGCGAAUACGUUCAAUCUAGCCUCGAAGAAUCAAUUCGGUUGCAUUAGCUGCUUCUGCAUGGGCAUCACCAGCAAAUGCGUAUCGUCCAAUUGGUACAGAAAUGACAUUCGAGUUUCAUUCACCAACUCCAUCAGAGACUUCUCCCUAAUCGAAUCGAGAACACCAAACGCACCACCCAUCAUCGACGGCAUUCGUUUGAACACUGUCACUCGUGAGAUCAUUUACAACAGUUUCCCCAAUCGUGGAAAUAACGAUGUCUACUAUUGGCAAUUGCCCAGUAUCUUCUUGGGUAAUCAGGUCACAUCUUACGGUGGAAAUCUGAAGUACACUGUUAGAUAUGUUCCAGCACCGGGUGGUCAGAGCUCAAAGAACAACGCCGCAGACGUCGAAUUGAUCAGCGCAAAUGACAUCAAGUUGCUGUACUUCUCUCGGGUAUUCCCUGAACCAAACACUCCACAAACGUUCACUGUUCCUCUGCUGGAACAGCACUGGCAACGUACUGACGGAACACAAGCUGACAGAGAACAUUUAUUGAUGGCGUUGGCUGAUAUUAGCGCAAUUAGAAUCAAAGCCACGUACACUACUCAUACGGAUGAGGCUGCAUUGUCCAUGGUAACUCUAGACAUUGCUGAACCAUACAAUACAGGAAAAGUUCGUGCAGUUGAAGUAGAGGAAUGUUCCUGUCCCGUUGGUUACAAAGGAUUGUCGUGCGAAGAUUGUGACGUUGGAUACACCAGAGCCAGUGAAGGUCUCUAUCUGGGCAUCUGUGAACCUUGUAACUGUAAUGGUCACUCUAGUCAAUGCAAUCCCGACACUGGAAUAUGCGAGAACUGUGCACACCAUACCACUGGAGACUUCUGCGAGGUUUGUGAACCUGGAUACGAAGGGGAUGCCACUAGAGGAACGCCGCAAGAUUGCGUUUAUAGGGCCCCUCAACCGUGUGUCUGUAACGAGGCUGGUUCUCGUAGCAGCAUUUGCAUGGGUGACAGAUGCGACUGCAAACGAAACGUUGAAGGUCCUCAAUGUAACCGAUGUCGUCCAUCCACCUUUGGACUCACCGCGGAUAAUCCUGACGGAUGUAGCGAGUGCUAUUGCAGCGGCGUGACUGACCAGUGUCACGAGAGUUCGUUAUAUGUUCAACAGAUACCAGUGUCUGUCUAUGACAAUCGACAUGGGUUAACUCUCACUGAUUCAACUAGACAGGAAGUAAUCGAUGAAGGUUUUGAACUGAACUUCGCUAUGAACGAGAUUGGCUACCGUUAUCCGGAUAGUCGAGGUCGUAGAUUGUUCUGGUCCCUGCCAGCUAUAUUCACGGGCAACAAGGUUAAAAGUUACGGUGGGAAUCUGACUUUGACCCAGCAUGUCACCGCGCAUCCUGGGGCUCAGAGUUACAAAGAUCAAGAUAUCAUUUUGAUCGGGAAUGGCAUUACCCUGUAUUGGACAAACCCUGAUGAUAUUGAGCCUGAUAUACAGUUGACGUACUCGGUACCGCUUAGGGAAUCGGAAUGGAAACGAUUGACUGCCGAUGGACCACGCGUUGCUUCCCGCACCGAUCUCAUGACUGUGCUGUCUAAUCUCGAAGCGAUUUUGGUCCGUGCAACGCAUAGUGAAAGAAUGACAGCCACUUACAUCAGUGAUAUAAGUUUGGACACAGCGGUAGAACAUCAAACUGGUAACAGAAGAGCGGUUCAAGUGGAAGUUUGCCGUUGUCCAACGGGAUACGUCGGUACAUCUUGUGAAACGUGUGCUCGAGGCUACUAUAGGGACCCCAAUGAUCGAUCUGGUAGCUAUUUGGGCUCUUGUAACCCGUGCCCUUGCAACAAUAACGAGGAAAGCUGCGAACUCACAAUAAAUAGAGAAGUGAAGUGCAAUUGUUUACCAGGAUUCACGGGCCAGUACUGUUUAAGCACCGGAACAAGCGUAACAACAAGUACACAGCGCCCUACUAUAACUCCACCAAGGAUACUGGUUUACAUCAGAGAACCGGAGUUCCAAAUUGUUGAAACUGGAAGCACUGUUAGGUACCACUGCGCUGGCAGAUCUUUAGACAAUGGGUCAUUGCAAAUCAAAUGGGAGAAAGAAGGUGGCCAGUUACCUCCUGGAAGAACCGUGGACGACAGUCAGGGCUUGUUGGUCAUUCGUGACGUAAAAGUAUCUGACAGUGGAGUUUACGUUUGUCAAGUUAGCGAUGGUGUACAUAUUGGAUAUAAAAAUGUCACCCUUACCGUUGGAGGUGUAAACCCAGUCGCACCAAGAGUUGUCGUUAUGCCAUCGUCGCUGCAAGUAUUGGAAGGACAUCCUGCAGAAUUCCGUUGCGUAGCCACUGGAUACCCACCGCCUCAGGUCGAAUGGAUACGCGUUUAUGGACCUAUGAACCCAGAAGUGAUUACUCACGGUGGAGUUUGGUCGUUAGUAGCAGCUUCGAAGAGUGACGCUACAGAGUACAAGUGCAUUGCUAGGAACCACGUUGGCGUAGACGAGAAGACUGUUAUUCUUUAUGUCAGAGAUAAUCCCAAAAAGCCAACAACAACUGGUAUACCGCCUACCAUCAAUCCACCAUAUUGGUACGGAUCAGAGGGAGAGACAAUUGUAGUAACUUGCACACAAUCAUCGGCUGAUCUAGCAAGCCUCAUGUGGCUCCGAUCAGAAAACUUACCAUUACCCCGUUCAGCUAUCCAACGCGAUGGUAUAUUAACAAUCUACAAUGCAACUCAUAAAGAUUCCGGUGUCUACAUAUGCCUAUCAACAACCCACGUUGGAACGCAAGCCAACAGCACCGUUAACAUAACAGUGAUGCCUCGAAGAGCUCCACUGUCUAUUAAAGUGAAACCUGAAAAACAAACGGUUCCACAAGGUAGCGUGGCUGAAGUACGUUGUGUCUCGAGUGGAGAACCAGGUUCACAAGUGAAAUGGAGCAAGUAUCAUCAUGAACGUCUGAACACUAACAUACAACAAGUUGGUGAUAUCUUGAGGAUCGUCAAUAUUCAGAUCUCAGAUCGAGGAGUGUACGUGUGUCGCAUUACAGGACCAAGCGGCACUCAGGAAGCCAGCGCUAUAAUCGAAGUUGAACCUCGAGAAGUUCCUCGUGUGGAAAUCUAUCCAAAAGAGGUCCCACCAGUUACACUUGGUGGUUCAACCGAUUUACAAUGUCGAGCUGUGGCCGGAAUUCCCAUGCCAGAACUGCACUGGUCCCAUCAGAAUGGCAGACCGUUCCCACCCAACAUUAAACAGCUUCCUGGCGGUGUCCUGAGGCUUUCAAACAUCACUGCAAACGAUGGUGGUGCUUAUGUUUGCUCGGCAGUGAAUUCCGUUGGAUCAAAUACAGCAGUAGUCUACAUCGAGGUGCAGUCCGUUCCCAUAAUCAUGAUUUCGCCUAGGUCUGGAAUUCUACAGGUGAAACGUGGCGACAGAGUUCGUCUGGUUUGCAGUGCAACUGGUUAUCCACAACCCACGGUCGCAUGGAGUAAACAUCAGAAUCAAGUGAACUUCCAUUCUUUAAUAACCUCUGGAAGCGGAACACCUUUGAGCGCUGUCUAUGAAAUAUUAUCGGCCUCUCCUGACAACGAAGGUUCUUACACUUGCCAUGCUAACAACGCUGCAGGAAUAGUUGAAGAACGAGUUCACAUACGAGUUGAAGACGACUCUUAUCCACCUUGCAGAGGCGAUGUACCUUGCCCUGAAAAUCCCAACGAUAAGAUCUCAAUACCCAUAGACUACUUCAGAAUUCCCAAUGGUGGCAAAGUGGAGAUGCGUUGUUACGUCCACUCGUCAGAUGGAGAUCAUAUUUAUCUGGACUGGAAGAGAACCGACCAUAGACCUUUGCCUGAAGGUAGCACCGUUCACAAUGGAAUAUUGAACAUUCCAUCCGUGGAUAGAAGCGCUGCCGGAGAGUACGUUUGUCUGGGCAUGGAUCAAGCUGGCAAUGUUCUCUUUAGGGCUAAGUCCCACCUUGAUGUAUUGUCACCACCCAGAAUCGUAUUGAACCCACCUCGCCAAACAGUCCGUUCCGGUGAAAAUCCUUCCAUAGUCUGUAGCACAACAGGAGACGAACCCAUGUCCAUCGAAUGGGCAGCCAUAGGACACAACCUUCCUCCUACCGUUACCCGCGACCGUGGAAUCUUACAGUUCCAUGGUAUUACCUACUCUGAUGCUGGAAAAUAUGUCUGUAAAGCCACGAAUGACGCUGGAACUGCUGAAGCUGUGGCCGAGGUUUUGGUGAACGAACAUCCUUACGACGAUACCGGUGUUCAUGCAACCCAGAGAGAUGUGAUGGCUUAUGCUGGCCAACCUGUACGUUUACAGUGUACAGUCAGAGAACGCGCAACGAUACACUGGAGUAGAGAUAGUCAGCCAUUGCCUUCGACUGCCAGGAUAGAAGGAGAUUACCUGGAACUGCCACGAGCCAGGCCAGAGGACAGCGGAAGAUAUAUUUGCCAGAUUGAAACUGUACAAGGAGUGUCUAGCGAUUAUAUAAAUUUGAAUGUUUCACUAGUUAAUUUGAACCCGGAUUGCACGCGAGCGAACCGAACGCUGUGCGGGACAAGCAACUGUUUAUGCAACGUUCAAGGAUGCUAUCUAUUGGAUUACUUUUGCAACAUCGAUAUUCGCUACUUCAACACUGUCGCUGACUACGACCCCUCGCUAAACCGUCACUAUCUUCACCAACGACGUGCUACUGGGGUGCCUGCAGUCAGUGUAGAGGCUUCACAAAAUCCAGUAAACAUUGGAGAUACCGUGGACAUUCGCUGUGCUUGCUCUGGAACGCACAGUCCUCGUUAUCAUUGGAUCAGGCCAAAUCAUCCUAGGUUACCAGAAAAUGCUCAAGAAUAUGGAAACCUUUUGAGGCUGACCAACGUGGGUGUCAGUGACAGUGGAAUCUACAAAUGCAUUGCGGAAACGCCAGAAGGAGUUUUCGAACAUGACUUUGAUCUCGUUGUUCAUGGUGGAACUAAUGAUGCACCAGCGAUUGAAACCAAGUAUGCACCUUACGGAUCCAGCCUGGAAAUGGACUGCCGACCUAAUUUGGAACCACCAGUGAAAUUCCACUGGAGUAAACUUGGAGGACUUCUCCCGCACGAUGCGCAAACAUUCGAGAGUAAAUUAAAACUGAUUAACGUGAAAGCGGAGGAUGCGGGAACAUACGUUUGCACAGUGAACAAUGAUCACGAGAACAUUGACAUACCCACCGUACUUGUUGUAACUGGCGUAGUUCCACACUUCAGUCAAGCACCUGAAAGUUUCAUUGCUCUACCACCACUGCCUGAUUCAUAUUUAAAAUUCAAUAUCGAAAUAUCAUUUAAGCCCGAAAGUUACGACGGUAUAAUUUUGUAUAACGAUGAGUCGAAUCGUGUAAAUGGUGACUUCAUCAUGUUAUCUUUGGUUCGAGGAUAUCCAGAGUUCAGCUUUGAUCUGGGCUCUGGCGCGGUAAUUAUUCGUGCAGUAAAGCCUGUCACGCUAAGCGAGUGGCACACGAUCAAACUUCAACGUAAUCGAAAGGAGGGAACUAUGUUAGUCGAUGGCGAAGGCCCGUACAAAGGCGUAGCAGCUGGCAGAAAGCAGGGAUUGGAUCUGAAAUCAUUACUGUUUAUCGGUGGUGUUCCUAGAGACAAUAUUGUCAACAAGUAUGCAGAAGUCACAACUGGUUUUGUUGGAUGCAUCAGCAGAUUGGUGAUAAAGGACAAGGAGGUUGACUUGAUCGGUGAACAAACGGAUAGCGUAGGAAUCACUAAUUGUGAGACCUGUGCUGAAAAUCCAUGCAACAAUGGUGGUGUAUGCCAAGAGGCUGCUACGAAGAAUGGAUAUACAUGUUUGUGCCGAGCUGGUUAUAGUGGAAAGCACUGUGACUAUGUUGGACAGUCGUGUUAUCCAGGUGCUUGUGGAGAAGGUCACUGUAUAGACAAGGAAAUGGGCUUUGAAUGCUAUUGUCCUUAUGGAAAAACUGGUUCUCGAUGCGAGACUCCAUUGAUGAUUUACGAGCCAGCUUUCCAUGACGACAAAUCUUUCAUUGCACAUGACACGCCCAAAGCUCUUAGACGGACGAGAAUGAACCGACGCAACAUACACAAUAGAUCACAUGCACACAACGCACCAGUUAGAAAGGCUCGAUCGAGGCCUCAUCACCACUCUAAGCCGCACCACACACAACAUUAGUCCUAUCACCACCAAAUUUCUAUGCACAUAAUAGAAACAAGUCAUUUAUGUAUUGUUCAAUCGAUGUGUAAUAGUUGUAGGAACAAAUCACUCUUUGUGUAACUGCUAUUUAUAGUUGUCAGUCAACAUAUAUGUUAUAUAUAUUUUUUUUUAUAAGAAUUUUAUUUACAAUUAGAUAUUUUCAUUUCUGCCUCAUACGUGUAAUAGAUUAUGUUGGAUGGUAGGCCAUCGUGGAGCCUGUAGAAUGAGUAGUUCCUUGGAAUGAACCUCAUGGUGCUGUAAUAUUAGAUUAUCGGUCGAUAUACCUAUUAUACUUAUAUCACAACCCUUCGCAGUCACAAGCAAUUUAUUCCUUUCGAGACAUUCGAGAAAGAACUUCUGUUUGCAGAGCUCUCUUACAAUAUCUUUUAACUCGAAUGUUUGUUAGAUUGCGACGGGUUCGUUUGUACAGCUUUUUGAGUAAUACAUUUUAACGCAUUGUGUUAGUCAUUUUAAUUACUGUUAAAUGUAAGCCAUUAAUUAGGUCACUACCAAAUGAAUUGCAUUUUAUGGUAGUAUCACAUACACAUCAUUACUACACGGCACAUGUAAAAUGUUUGUACUUAUUUUGUAAGAACCUGUGUGUACGUGCCGGAGAAGUGUAUUUUUAGGACCAGAAUGACCAUUUAUAUGUAUUCGACGGGCUUCGAGCAAUGCUAUAAGUAUAAAUAUAUGUCUUGAGAUGCAAAUAAAAAUUGAUUUAACAAGAA